Molecule: messenger RNA, 1343 nt
Organism: Oryza sativa Japonica Group (Japanese rice)
Lineage: Eukaryota; Viridiplantae; Streptophyta; Magnoliopsida; Poales; Poaceae
Biological process (GO): positive regulation of DNA-templated transcription
Cellular component (GO): SWI/SNF complex
Source: RefSeq, a predicted model, not a curated record
CCCGCAUCACGCGGCCAAAAAUAACCCUAGAAAAAAAGAAGAGACACAGGCGGCGGCGUCGUCUCCGCGGCAACCGCCGCCACAUCCGUGCCUACUCGAUCGAUCGCCAUGCAGCAGCAGCAGCAGGAGAUGCCGCAGUCGAGGAUCUUCGGACAGCCGCCUCCACCGACGCAGCAGCAGCAGCAGCAGCAGCGGGGAUUCGGGUUCGGCGGCGCGGUGCCUUCGCCCCGCGGGAUGCCGAUGGCUGCGGGGGCCGCGGGGCCGCAUCUCGCCGUGCAGCAGAAGCAGCAUACGACCACCCUCGCGCCGCCGCCGCCGCCGCAGCAGCAGAAUCAGGGAUCUUCUUCGUCGGCGCGAGGGAUGGCGGCGGCGGCGGAGCAGAUCGCGUACGAGGACGCGUGGAAGGCGUGCAACCCGGACAUCACGACGCCGUUCGCCUCCGUCGAGGACGCCAUCAGCAGGCUGCUUCCGUACCACGUGUUCGCGGAGUACGAGGAGGACGAGAUCUACGCGGAGGACCAGCCGCCGGCGAAGGACACGUCGAGCGUGCAGGAGUGGGACGACGACCGCGAAGCCGAGGCGAUCCGCAUUGCGGAGGAGUUCGAGAAGCAGGUGCUGACCUUCAACGUGGCCGUCCGGAAGUCCGCCGCCGGCGCCGCCCGCGCCGAGGAGCGGCUCAUGGUGGAGAACCUCCUGCUCGCCGACGAGCAGCGGCAGUCGGAGCACGUCCGCGCCCUCGUCCGGCAGCAGCAGCUAGUGGCGCUGCAGAAGCAGCAGCAGCAGCAGGAGAAGGAGGCGGCGGCGCUGCAGCGGCAACUCAUGCUGGAGCAGCAACAGCAGCAGCAGGCGGCGCUGCAGCAGAUGAUGGCGAUGGAGCAGAGGCAGCAGCAGCAACAGAUGAUGUCAGCGCUGCAGCAUCAGCGACAGCCGGCGAUCGUCAUGCCGCAGCAGGGGCAUUCGUCCGCCGCCGCAUUGGAUGCGUUCCUGGAUGCGUACGCUGAGGUGGGGCCGCCGCGACAGCAGCAUCGGCAUGGCGUGCAGGCGCCGCAGCAGCCGGAGUCGUCGUCGACGUCGGGGCCGGCGUACUGGGCUCCGGCGCAUGCCGUGCCGCCGCCGCCGGAGAAUGGCGCCGGAGCAUUGAGGGAGUAAGGUGGUUGGUCCAUUGGUGUUGGUUUCUGUUGACAUUGCUAGGGCUUCAGUUCAGGCCUGAUUCGUGCGAGUGCGAGACUUUGAUGUUGAUGUGUUGAUGGAGCAUGUGAGACUCUUUCGUCCGUGUUGGCGACGAAAUGCAGUUGUGGCAUGUAACAAGACCAAAAAGUUUAUUCAAGCAGUUUUUUUUAGAA